Cyprinus carpio (common carp) is the source of this 1998-nucleotide messenger RNA. RefSeq names its product CCR4-NOT transcription complex subunit 6-like. The record is from RefSeq and is a predicted model, not a curated record. Gene Ontology annotation, molecular function: poly(A)-specific ribonuclease activity; protein binding. NCBI's taxonomy places the organism in Eukaryota, Metazoa, Chordata, Actinopteri, Cypriniformes, Cyprinidae. Gene Ontology annotation, cellular component: nucleus; cytoplasm; CCR4-NOT complex. Gene Ontology annotation, biological process: nuclear-transcribed mRNA poly(A) tail shortening.
GAUCACAUUAACGAGUGUGUCUAAACUUCCUGCACGUAAAUUGGGGUUCAUGCACGUGAACAGGGAUAUGCAUUUGUGCAUCGUGUCUUUUGCGUGAAUUUUUUUACUGAGUCUACUCUGCUUCCAUAGUUUUGGAAAGCAGUACAACACUGACAACAGCUGCACAAAAGCCCUCCGCCAUGACAGCCGACACGAACUAAUGAAUUAACGCCGAAGUGAGACACACAGCUGACUUCAGGAGUUGUUAUGCUAUUGAAGUGGUCUAGGGAUGCCCAAAGAGAAAUAUGACCCGCCUGAUUCCAGGCGGAUGUACACUAUCAUGUCCAGUGAGGAGGCAAACAGUGCGAAAAAAUCCAUCUGGGAUGGACUUGAAAUAACUGGUAAUGUACGGAGUCUCAGCUCGGGCCUUUGGUCGCUCACGCACCUCACUGCUCUGCACCUCAGUGACAACUCCCUGUCACGCAUCCCACCUGAAAUUGCCAAGCUGAACAACCUUGUGUUCUUGGACCUGUCGUCCAAUAAGAUCAGGAGCCUGCCAGCAGAGCUUGGCAACAUGGUGUCUCUCAGGGAACUGCUUUUAAAUAACAACCAGUUGCGGGUUCUGCCUUUCGAAUUGGGGAAAUUGUUUCAGUUACAAACACUGGGGUUGAAAGGCAAUCCACUCACUCAAGAAAUUAUGAGCCUCUACAAGGAGCCAGAUGGUACCCGGCGACUGCUAAGCUACCUUUUGGACAAUCUUAACGGUGCUAUCAAGCGCAUCCCAACAGAGCCACCUCCGUCCAGGUCCUGGAUUGUGCUGCAGGAGCCUGAUAGAACAAGACCCACAGCCCUGUUAACUGUAAUGUGCUACAAUGUGUUGUGUGAUAAGUACGCCACACGUCAGCUCUACGGCUACUGCCCAUCCUGGGCCCUUAACUGGAGCUACAGGAAAAAGUCCAUUAUGCAGGAGAUCCUCAGCUGCAAUGCGGAUAUUAUCAGCUUACAGGAAGUGGAGACAGAGCAGUAUUACAACUACUUCCUUGUGGAGCUGAGUAAACAGGGAUAUGAUGGAUUUUUCAGCCCAAAAUCCCGGGCCAGAACCAUGUCUGAAUCGGACAGGAAACAUGUAGAUGGAUGUGCAGUAUUCUACAAGACUGAAAAGUUCAGCAUGGUGCAGAAACACACAGUAGAGUUUAACCAGCUGGCUAUGGCCAAUUCAGAGGGCUCAGAGGCUAUGUUGAAUCGGGUCAUGACCAAGGACAACAUUGGGGUGGCUGUGUUGCUGGAGCUUAAGAAGGAGUUAAUGGAGUUGUCAUCAGGUAAGUCUAUCCAUGCUAUGGAGAAGCAGCUCCUACUAGUGGCUAAUGCUCACAUGCACUGGGACCCAGAAUAUUCUGACGUGAAGCUGGUACAGACCAUGAUGUUCCUGUCAGAGGUGAAGAAUAUCAUAGACAAAGCCUCCCGCAGUCUGAAGCUCUCCUCGGUGUCAGGAGAAACCAACAGCAUCCCUUUGGUGCUUUGUGCUGACCUCAACUCACUUCCUGACUCAGGUGUAGUGGAGUACCUGAGCACAGGUGGGGUGGAUUGCACACACAAAGACUUCAAGGAGCUGCGCUACAUUGACAGCCUGACCAACUUCAAUUGCAACGGCAAAAAUGGCACAUCUAACGGGACGAUCACGCAUGGUUUCAAGCUAAAGAGUGCCUACGAGAACGUUCUCAUGCCUUACACCAAUUACACUUUUGACUUCAGAGGUGUCAUUGAUUACAUCUUCUACUCCAGGCCACAACUGAACGUGCUGGGCGUCCUCGGGCCUUUGGACACAAACUGGCUCCUUGAGAACAAUAUCAUUGGUUGCCCACACCCUCACAUCCCCUCUGAUCACUUCUCCCUGUUUGCACAACUGGAGCUGGUCCUGCCUUAUCCUCCCCUUCUCAAUGGAGUCCACUUAGCUGGACACAGAUAGUGAGCCCUUCUGGCCACUGAUGGCGCUGCAGAGUCACAGUUCUUAUAAGUUUU